CAAACCUGAUUAAGCUUGGCUGCUUCGAUCUUUCCAUUUUAUUUUGUUUGUGUCGGUUUAAACAAAAAUGCUUUUAAAAGCAACGUGUAGAGAUCUAUUUAAACUAUUUUAAGUGUCUAUAAUGUAAUCAGCUUUCAACUUAAUCCGUGUAUAAAAUUAAAAACAACAACAAAGAGUCAUAACCUCAAAAUGAGUUCCAUACAAGAAAGACUUCAACUGAAAAGGAUCCCGUUAGAUACCUGGAACGUAAGGGAACAGCUAUGCCUGGCUUCAGCCGUGGUCAGGAGUGGAGACCAGAACUGGAUGUCUGUGUCCAGAGCGUUAAAAACCGUGGGAGAACCAAAUAGGCCUGCAGAUUGGUACUCUCAAAAAAGUUGUGCGGCCCAAUACGGAGUACUGCUAGAACAUGUGGAGACCCCAAAGCGCAAGAAACGCAGCUCCGAAGGCGCAGUGGAAACCCCUCAGGAGAGCAUCCUUAAGAAGCUCACUCAGGAGCGCAUCGCUGAGAUACAGGAGGCAGUGGCAGAGAUGAACCGCCAGUAUGAACAACUCAAGAACGAAAUUAACGAAGUGCGCAACCCAGCGACCUCGGAAGAGCGCGUGCGCGAGCUGUGGACCGCCAUCGAGACGGCCAAGCGGGCGCGCGAGAGGGAGACAGCCAAACGCGCCGCCUGGCUGAAAGAGAGGGAGGAAAGGCGAGCGAGAGCGGAGAGGACGUGGCGGCCGCCUGCGCAGCCCAAUCAGAGCGCUCCAUCAACACCGCCGCCGCCAUCAUCACCGCUGCUGACGUCAUUACUGAAGUCCUCCCCUGUGGUCACCACCCCGCAGCACAUACCGCACCCCGCUACCGUCGUCGAAACUAUAUCGCCAUCGGCUGGCGCCCCGACUCUGUCUAUGCUGCUAGAGAAGCCGGGCUCCACUAGCCCUCACGACAACAAACACGCCGCCAUAGAGCACAUCAAGAGUCAGCUGGUGCAGAUAGAGCAACAACUUAAAGCUAGUACGACAGUGGCCUCCCCCGUCCAUAUCCCCGCCCCUGCUGUGGACAUAGAUGACAUCGAAAUAAAAGCUGAAGAUGUGUACGCCUUCAGAGACAUCGACCUGCAUAUACCACCCGUCGCCACAAUGCAUAAGGGGCCAGUCAGAGCGGUCGAGAAGGCGGCUUUCAAGAAGGACGAAGAGGAAACCCCGAUGGUUACCGAGGACAUCAAAGUUGAGGCUGAGCCUGCACCCAUCGAGGUGCAACCUAUAGAAGAAGAGAAGGUUCCUGAAGAGAUUCCUGUGGAAGAAAUAACGGUAACCGAAGAGCCGGUACCGGAAGUGCCGCCGCCGGAAGAGCCAGCGCCGCAACCGGAAGAGGUCAAGAUCUCGUUCCCGGAGGUCAAGUUCCCCACACCUGAGAUCAAGGUCAUACAGCCGGAGAUUCAGAAGCCGAAGGAGGAAGUGAAGGAACCGGAAGCGCCGCCGCCGGAAGUGGAGCCGGAAGUGGUGGUCGAAGACGUCCCGGAAGUGGCGGAAGAGGUCGCUACUGAAGUCGUUGAAGAAACUAUCGUUCCGCCCGAGCCCUCGCCGCCACCGGAACCGGAAGAGGCGCCCCCCCUCCCGCCCCUGCCGCCCCUGCCGCCCCCGCUCCCAGAAGAACCAGCACCAGAACUGGUGCCAGAGGUCACUGACCUGGACAGCAUCCCGCUACCCAGCGACCCGCCGCCGGACGACAACGUUAUAGUUACCGAGAUGCCACCGGAACCCCCCCUACCCCCGCUACCGCCAGAACCACAACCGGAAGAGACCAUAGAGAACAUAGCGGAGGAGAUCAAAGUUCACGAGGUCAAGGAGGAGGUCCAGGAGGCCCAGGAGGCCCAGGAGGAUAAGGAGGAGGAUGCCGAGGCCACCGAAGUGGCCAAUGCAACGUUACCUACCCCACAGGACUCCAUCCCGCUGAAGGACAUGAUCAAGGACGAACAAGCGGAGGCCGAGGGGCCGAAGGAGGCCGACGGGGAACAAUUGGAGCCCCAUGCGGACACUGACGAUGACACGCCGAUGGAAGUCCGAAUGCUGAGCCGUGAAGAAGAAAAGGAUGGAAAGAAGAAAAGAGAUUAUUCGCGCAAGAAGAAAUCGGAUUCGAGAACUUGCUCGGGCUCCGAGAGCGCGGCGGAGGCGAGCGCCCCGGACUCCCCGCACGCCAAUGACGCGGAGCGCCAGCACCGAUUGUGGAAACGGUCUGUCAUGCUGGUGUAUAGCAGGUUAUGCGCUCACAAGUACGCUUCACUGUUCCUUCGACCAAUCACUGAUGAAGAGGCGCCAGGGUACAGUGUGGUGAUCAAGAGACCCAUGGACCUGACCAGCAUCAAGAGGAACAUAGAAGCUGGGAACAUAAGAACGACGGCGGAGUUUCAGCGCGACAUACUCCUCAUGCUGUCUAACGCGCUCAUGUACAACAGCAGCGAGCACAGCGUCUACCAGAUGGCUAAGGAGCUUCACGAGGAGGCGGUGUCGCAGCUGGGCAUGCUGCUGGCUGCGCAGGCGCACGCCGGGCUGGCGGAGUGCGCGCCGCGCCGCAAGCGCCGCCGCGCCGACUCCCCGCACCACCACAAGCGCGCGCACCACUAACC
This is a messenger RNA of Cydia amplana, 2612 nucleotides long. It is a transcript of the gene Brd8, whose product is annotated as bromodomain-containing protein 8. NCBI's taxonomy places the organism in Eukaryota, Metazoa, Arthropoda, Insecta, Lepidoptera, Tortricidae. Bases 190 to 2610 code for a protein of 806 amino acids. Gene Ontology annotation, cellular component: NuA4 histone acetyltransferase complex. The record is from RefSeq and is a predicted model, not a curated record. The transcript has 18 exons. Gene Ontology annotation, molecular function: protein binding.